AGCCCAGGACUCGGCGACUAUUCUAUGAAGCUAGCAGGGAAAUGACGACUAGUCUAUGAUAUCUUACUCCAUUACUUCAAUCUCUAUUCCAUAUUUAUGCUAUAAAUACCCAACCAUCUUAUCCUCUAAACCCACACAAUCUCAUCUUCCUAGCUAUUAUACCUAUCUUCAAACUAAGCUUGAAUCCAUUCCCAUGGCGGCCAUUGUUAAUACCCUAGUAGUAGUACUCUUUAUUGCCCUACUCUCCGUUAUUCCUUCCCAUGCAAUCACCUUUACUGUCAAAAACAACUGCCCUUACACUGUCUGGGGCGCUGCCGUCCCUGGUGGUGGCCAACAAAUGAACCCAGGUGCCACUUGGACUGUCACCGCCAACCCCGGCCGAACCGGAGCCCGCAUUUGGGCUCGUACUGGUUGUACAGCCACCGGGCCCAACGGGCUCAGGUGCAACACAGGAGACUGUGGUGGGGUACUCCAGUGUACUGGCUAUGGAACACCCCCUAACACAUUAGCUGAAUAUGCCUUAAAACAAUUUAACAACUUAGACUUCUUUGAUAUAUCCUUAGUUGAUGGGUUUAACGUUCCUAUGAGCUUCUUGCCUGAUGGUGGACAGUGCAGUAAAGGGCCGUCUUGCGGGGCUGAUCUUAACGGCCCGUGUCCUGGCCCGCUUAGGACCAAUGGUGGGUGUAACAACCCCUGCACUGUGUUUAAAACUGAUAAUUAUUGCUGUAAUUCUGGGAGUUGCACUGCAACUGAUUACUCCAGGUAUUUUAAGGGUAAGUGUCCUGAUGCUUACAGUUACCCUAAGGAUGAUGCUACCAGUACCUUUACUUGCCCUUCUGGAACCAACUAUAGGGUUACAUUUUGCCCUUAAUUAAAUAAAGCUUACUAAUGUUGUAUUAUUAUGAAUAAAUGGAUAGAUAUAUCCACUCUGUUUUAUAUGUACUUUUAAUAAUUAAAUAUAAUUUAGUAAGUCACUAAAUAUAUUGCAAUUUGCAGUAGAAGUUUAUCAAACAAAAAUUACGAUAUCUAUAUUGAAAAUUGUGUGUGAGCUUUGACUGA
Messenger RNA from Amaranthus tricolor (Joseph's coat), 1059 nucleotides. Its product is annotated as protein P21-like. The transcript has a single exon. NCBI's taxonomy places the organism in Eukaryota, Viridiplantae, Streptophyta, Magnoliopsida, Caryophyllales, Amaranthaceae. The record is from RefSeq and is a predicted model, not a curated record. Gene Ontology annotation, biological process: defense response. Gene Ontology annotation, cellular component: extracellular region. The coding region runs from base 56 to 871 and encodes 271 amino acids.